AUGGCUUCAAAGCUGCUUCUCUUGAGAAGGCUCUCGAGGCUUCUGAAACCUCCAUGUUCUGCUUCUUCUUCGACUUUCAGGUCGUCUUUGUACCUUUUAGAAGCUUCGAAAUCCCUACAUCUCUCUGAGAACAGUCACGGACCUCGUUAUUGGAUUGAUUCUAGAAGCUUCUGUUCUAGCCCUUUGAACCUCAACGAUGCUGAAGCCCCCACCGCUAUCGAUUAUCGUUCUGUACUGCAGGAGGAUGAAUUUCACAAGCUAGCUGAUACUACAAUACAUGAUCUUCAAGAGAAAUUUGAGGAAUAUGGAGAUAGCGUUCAAGUUGAUGGCUUUGACAUAGACUAUGGGAAUGAGGUGCUGACCUUAAAACUCGGGGAUCUCGGCACCUAUGUUUUGAACAAACAAACACCAAAUAGACAACUUUGGUUGUCUUCCCCAGUGAGUGGUCCUUUCAGAUUUGACUGGGAUCGGAAUGCUCAAGCUUGGGUUUAUAGAAGGACCAAAGCUCAUUUAUUGAAACUUCUAGAAAGCGAGAUGGAGGAACUGUGUGGCGAACCAAUCAGCCUUUCAUAA
Prunus armeniaca (apricot) is the source of this 573-nucleotide messenger RNA. The record is from the annotation of a GenBank genome assembly. NCBI's taxonomy places the organism in Eukaryota, Viridiplantae, Streptophyta, Magnoliopsida, Rosales, Rosaceae.